GUUUAAAUUACGGCAAUGAGAAAGCAAAAUGAGGGCGGCAUUAUUCUUUUUCUUCAGGAAAAUUCGGACUUUGGAUCUGUACAGAACAACUUAAACAAGGGGUCGAUUGCCAAUCCAAUCCGACCCAAAUGUUGGUCGGAUCUUGUCCCUUCCACUGGUAGUCUCGACAGAGCAUCUUCUUGUCUCUCUUUCUUCGUCGCGACUCACCAGCGCCCUAGCUCUCUGCUCGUAGACAUGCCCGAGCCCAGGACUCGAACCGUCCUCGAACACUUGGCUCAGUUUGACCUCUCCAGCCACUCUGGGAGCCCGACCCGAUCCCUCGCCAUCUCUACCGUCUCAGACUCCCAGACCUUUAUUUACGUCGGAACUCUAUCCGGAACCCUAAUUCUGCUCUCUACAAACCCUGAAAAUCCAAGCACCAGUACCACCCCCGAAAAACCUCUCAAAGUCGCUACGUUUUUGCAGCAAAACGUUUCGCUUCUGCGAAGUGUUUUGGUCGGCGAUGAUUCUCCCGUUGAUCGGAUACUGUUUCUAGGUGAGAUUGGGAAGGUUCUACUACUUUCAGGUGGGGCUUUGUUCUUGGUUGAUUCCCUUUUAUUACAACCCGUGAGGAGGUUGAGUUUCUUCAAGGGAGUGUCUGUUAUAACCAGGCGAUUUCGGAGCAGUAAUCAAGCGGAGAGUACGAAUUUGACGGAGAAUAGUGCUAACACAAACGCUUCUUCUUCGGAAUACACGAGCACGAGUCAACGGAUUUUGCAGAGAUUGGGUGGUGGGAUUAGAGCUAAUGGUCUGAGAGACAAAGAAUCCGAACUGAACCACCGGACUGAAGGUGAUUUUGUUUUUGCAGUUGUGAUUGGUAAAAGAUUGAUACUGGUGGAGCUCGUCUUAGAUGGUAUAGUAAGUAAAAGUGACAGAGAUCUCGAUGGCGUAAAUGGAUCCUUCGUAGUUUUAAAAGAAAUUCAGUGUCUUGAUGGGGUUAUGACCAUGGUGUGGCUUGAUAAUUCUAUAAUUGUCGGAACGGUUAAUGGAUAUAGUUUGUUUUCGUGUGUUACGGGGCAAAGUGGUAUAAUAUUUACUUUGCCGGAUGUGUCUAGCCUGCCGCAGCUUAAAUUGUUGUGGAGAGACUGGAAGGUGCUUUUGUUGGUUGACAAUGUGGGUGUUCUUGUCAACACGCACGGCCAGCCAGUUGGUGGGAGUUUGGUGUUCAGGCGUGGUGGACCGGACUCUAUUGGGGAGAUAUCUUCUUAUGUGGGUGUUGUGAAGGAUGGGAACAUGGAGUUGUAUCAUAAGAAAUCGGGAGGUUGUAUUCAAAAAGUUACUUUUGGUGGUGAAGGGGUUGGACCUUGCAUUGUUGCAAAUGAGGAAGUUGGAGGGGGGAAACUUUUGGCUGUUGCAACACCCAAUAAGGUUCUUUGCUUCCGGAAAUUAUCUUCUGAAGACCAACUCAAAGAUUUGUUGAGAAAGAAAAGCUUUAAAGAAGCAAUCACCUUGGCGGAGGAGCUUGAGUAUGAUGGUGAAAUAUCAAAGGAUAUGCUAUCCUUUGUUCAUGCUCAAGUGGGAUUCCUAUUGCUUUUUGACCUGCGAUUUGAGGAAGCAGUAAAUCACUUUUUGCAUUCAGAGACGAUGCAGCCUUCUGAAGUAUUUCCAUUUAUAAUGCGAGAUCCAAAUCGCUGGUCACUGCUGGUUCCUAGAAACCGUUAUUGGGGUUUGCAUCCCCCCCCUAAACCUCUUGAAGAUGUUGUAGAUGAUGGGUUGAUGGCCAUCCAAAGAGCUACCUUCCUGAUAAAAGCAGGUGUAGAAACUUUAAUAGAUGAUGGUUUUCUUUCAAAUCCACCAAGCAGGGCUGAUUUGUUGGAGUCGGCAAUCAAGAACAUCACCAGGUAUUUGGAAAACUGUCGGGUGAAAGAGUUAGCAUUGCCAGUAAGAGAGGGAGUUGACACACUAUUAAUGUACCUUUAUAGAGCUCUAAAUCGUGUUAAUGACAUGGAGAAGCUGGCAUCUUCGGCAAACAGCUGUAUCGUGGAGGAGUUGGAAACUUUAUUAGAUGAAACUGGGCACUUGCGGACGCUUGCCUUCCUCUAUGCAAGUAAAGGGAUGAGCUCCAAGGCUCUUGCUAUUUGGCGUAUUUUGGCAAGGAAUUAUUCAAGUGGCCUCUGGAAAGAUCCCAAUAUGGAAAAUGGCUCACAGGAUUCCAAUAAUAAUAUUAUAUCAGGUAAGGAGAUUGCUGCAACAGAGGCAUCAAAGAUUCUUGAGGAAUCAUCCGAUCAAGAGUUAAUUCUACAACAUCUUGGAUGGGUUGCCGAUAUCAACCAGGCACUUGCUGUUCAAGUUUUAACCUCAGAGAAAAGAGCCAAUCAACUUUCACCAGAUGAAGUUGUUGCUGCUAUUGAUCCUAGAAAGGUAGAAAUUCUUCAGAGGUACAUCCAGUGGUUGAUUGAAGAUCAGGACUGUGAUGAUACUCGUUUCCACACAUUGUAUUCUCUAUCACUUGCCAAAUCAGCCAUUGAAGCUUUUGAAGCACAAAAUACACAUCAAAAUGCUGAUGUUGGAAAGGCAGAUGAUACAGAAAUUUCUGCUAACAGAAUGAACUCAAUCUUUGAAAGUCCUGUCCGAGAAAGACUGCAGAGAUUUUUACAAUCUUCUGACUUGUAUGAUUCAGAAGAAGUUCUCGACUUGAUUGAAGGAUCAGAGUUAUGGUUAGAAAAGGCGAUUCUCUACAGAAAACUUGGGCAAGAGGCAUCAGUUCUACAGAUCUUGGCCUUGAAACUGGAAGACAGUGAAGCUGCUGAGCAGUAUUGUGCUGAGAUUGGCAGACCAGAUGCCUAUAUGCAGUUACUUGAUAUGUAUUUGGAUCCGCAAGAUGGCAAGGAGCCAAUGUUUAAGGCUGCUGUUCGCCUUCUACACAAUCAUGGAGAAUCAUUGGAUCCUUUGCAAGUUUUGGAGAAAUUGUCCCCGGAUAUGCCCCUACAACUAGCAUCAGAGACAAUAUUAAGAAUGUUCAGAGCUCGCCUUCAUCAUCAUCGACAAGGACAGAUUGUGCAUAAUCUAUCCCUAGCCGUGGACGUUGAUGCAAAGUUAGCGAGAUUAGAGGAAAGAUCAAGACAUGUUCAGAUCAACGAUGAAAGCCUUUGUGAUUCUUGUCAUGCCCGCCUAGGAACUAAACUGUUUGCAAUGUACCCAGAUGAUACCGUUGUCUGCUACAAGUGUUUUCGUCGCCAGGGUGAGUCCACUUCUGUCACAGGUCGCAACUUCAAGCAAGAUGUUCUUAUCAAACUGGGUUGGCUUGUGACCCAAUGAUCUAGUGGACAUCACGAAAAUUUUGGAUGUUCAAGGACUGGCUAUUUCUGCUUUAUGGUUCUAAUAGCUCUGGGUUUGGAGUGAUUUCUCCAGAUUUUUGACAAAUCGAUGGUGUCAAAAGUAACCAAAUGUUCUCUUGAAGUGUACCAAUGUAAUUCAGUGGAGGUCAAGGCCCAUGCGAUCUCAUGUUUAGAAGAGGCCUUCAGCCAGGUACCAACUUUGUAGGGUAAAUAGCAUGCCAUCUGAUGAUUGGCACACUGAAUAUAUAUGUAUUGCUUACGCAUUGUAAACGCCAUAUUGAUUUAGUGUGAUUACUAUGCUUUUUUGGAA
Messenger RNA from Carya illinoinensis, 3627 nucleotides. RefSeq names its product vacuolar sorting protein 3. The record is from RefSeq and is a predicted model, not a curated record. Gene Ontology annotation, biological process: endosomal vesicle fusion; vesicle-mediated transport; intracellular protein transport. Bases 16 to 3297 code for a protein of 1093 amino acids. The transcript has 14 exons. Gene Ontology annotation, cellular component: membrane; cytoplasm. NCBI's taxonomy places the organism in Eukaryota, Viridiplantae, Streptophyta, Magnoliopsida, Fagales, Juglandaceae.